Lytechinus variegatus (green sea urchin) is the source of this 3757-nucleotide messenger RNA. Its product is annotated as nibrin-like. Gene Ontology annotation, biological process: mitotic G2 DNA damage checkpoint signaling; double-strand break repair via homologous recombination. The transcript has 17 exons. Bases 92 to 2653 code for a protein of 853 amino acids. The record is from RefSeq and is a predicted model, not a curated record. Lineage: Eukaryota; Metazoa; Echinodermata; Echinoidea; Temnopleuroida; Toxopneustidae. Gene Ontology annotation, cellular component: Mre11 complex. Gene Ontology annotation, molecular function: damaged DNA binding; protein binding.
CCCUAUCGCAGCGCAAUGCGAUAUGCAUGCAUGCAUAUGGACCGGGAAUUUUGUAUUUGUUUGAGAAGAAAGAAGCAAAUCACCGGUUGCAAUGUGGUCAGUUGAAAGCGUUGGAAAAGAGUGCAGUUACAACUUUAUAGUUGGAGAGGACUACAUGGUUGGCCGUAAAGAUUGUCCCAUUUUGAUAGCGGGUGACCAGUCCAUCAGUCGUAAGCAUGCGUCUUUCAGAGUCAAACAUCCCGAGAGUAAUCUUAAUCGGCCGAAUUCUCCCUCGACCCUGAUUUUGAAAGAGACUUCAAAGUUUGGCACAACCUGCAAUGGAGUCAAACUGGAAUCGGGAAGUGAUAAAAGCCUUAACAAUGGAGAUGUCAUUUCAUUUGGGUCAUUGAAUUCAAAUAAAUGGAGGGUUUGUUUUAACCCUGUUGUGGUAGCCGCCUCUGCCCUGCCAGGAAACGAGAAGCGAACCCUGAAGCAGAUUGUUCAUAGGAUUGGUGGUCAUGUGGUUUCUGAAUGGUGUCCACAAUGUACCCAUCUAGUCAUGUCAGAGCUGAAUGUUACUAUCAAGGUAAUAAGUGCUCUUGUGGCAUGCCGACCUAUCGUUACUCCAGACUUCUUCAAGCAUACUUUGGAAUCUGUCAUCGAAAAAUCUUCCCUGCCUACUCCAGGAACUUAUCUUCCUUCUGUGGCUGAGGCAGCUAUCAAUAAGGAUGAGGUCUCCUUCAGCCCAGAUGAAAGGAGGAAAGAGAUUUUUAAGGACAGGACUUUCUUUUUUCUUACUGAGAAACAGUACAAGCGUCUUCACAUACCAAUAAGCUUGGCUGGAGGCCAGUCAGAGCUCCUGGAAGAGGAUAGUGAUGUCCACUCCAUAUCUAGUCGUUUGACCUCUAGUACAUCCUGUGUGCUUUACACUGAACAUCAAGACAAUCUACAGCAGAUGAGCCAGUCUGGACAAAAGGUCACUUCACAGGUUCUCAAGCUCCUAAAGAAGCAUGGUUUACGUCCUAUCCCAGAGUCUGAACUUGGACUGGCUGUUAUCUAUGUCUCCACAGCCCUGCAUUGCAAUCCAAAAGUUGCACAAGCUGGUCUGGACCUUAUCAGUGCAGUCCCUUCACAGUCCUUACCAACUCAGAAUGUUCUAGUCUCAGAAACCCAGUCUAUUUCACAAAGAAUACAUGGUGGAAGUGAGAAGGUGGAUAGGAAGGCCACAACUACAAUGAAGAAAGAGACUGGAUCCACAUCUAAUCUUCCAAAACGAAAUCUCACAUCAACUCCCAAAAUUUCCAAGAUCUCAGAGACAAUAGUUGCCACGCCCACAGGAACAGCCAAUCAGGCUUCAUCAUCUAGGCCCUUUGACGGAUCCCCAGAGUUCUCAUUUCAAGAGAAAGCUCCAAUCAAGAUGGAAAAGACAAGAUGUGAUGUCAGGGAUGACCAGAGAGAUACUAUCCCAAGAACAGAGGCUAAGACAAAGGAUGAAAGACAUGAUGAAGGCAUGGAAAGAAAGGAGGAGAGGAAAGAAGAGAGAAAGACAGUCAAGGUCAAAGAGGAGGUUUUCAGUCAGCCUAAUGGAAGAGGAGAUGCAGGUGAAAGAGGGAGUGGUGGAAAGAACACCAAGGCAGCAUCAUCAGUAGGAGUCCCAGAAAGCCUGGAGAUCAAAACUGAACAGCCCUCAAGAUCUGAAGCCACAAUCAGUAAAGAUUCCAGUCAAAAGGACAUGCAGAGGCAAAGCAUGCAGGACAUAUUCAGAAAACCACCAGAAUUGAGCAGAAAGCCGGAAAGGAAAGCAAAGGAAGAGGCAGGAGUGGAGGAAGUAGAUGGACGGACAGAACCAUUGAAAGAAGAACCUAUGGACCAAGGUGAGACAGAAGUGGAGCACGUCCUCGGGCAGGACGAUGACGAGGAAGAUGAUGAUGUGGUAGAAGAUGACCCGUUUCACUAUGAAAGAAAGAAACCAAAGAAGAAACCUGAAACUGGGAGGACUGAUCCGGAGCCAGUGUCGAAUGUUGAGGUUAAGCUUGAAGGGAAAAGGAGCAGUAAGAGAAGGGCUAAUUGGAGCGUUGAGAAUGAUGAACAGAGCAACGAAGUCCAGACAAGCAGAGAAAAUGAUGGAGGAGGCGGUAUGUGGAAGAAGAAAGCCAGGAUUGAUGUUUUCUCUCAGGAGGAAGAAGCAGAAUCUAAGUCUCAAGUAGACAUGCAGGAUGCAGGGACAGGAUUCUCAGAGGAUGCCUUGAACUUACCAAGAGGGUUCAUCUCGGCUCGUAUUCCAAUAGAGGACCAGGUGAAUGUGAAAAUCGAACAGGAAUACAUGAAGGAAGAGGGUCUACCUAGCAAGCUGAUUAAAGUGAUGAAUGCUGCCCUCAUUAUCCGCAAGGAGAGAAAUACGUCACGCAGGACAGUUAAGGAGUCUGGCAGUGGAAGGCAGGUGAAGAAUUUCAAGAAGUUCAGGAAGGCUGGAUAUGCUGGUCAAUCUGUCAUCCCUCGCAUCAUUGGAGGCAACGAUCUCUUUACUCAUUAUAACAAUCCAAGUAAAGAUAUUGAAGACAUGUUUAAUGAAGAAGUUCGGGCGGAGAAGAAGAAGGAUAAGCAGGAAGAGAUGGCUGACAAACUGUUCGCUUUUGAGCCAAGGAAAGCUGGAGGCUCAAAGCGGAGGAGAUGAGAAACCUGGAAGACCAUCGCAUCAAUGGCCGUCUCUUUUGUUGUGAUGCUGAAGACAACCUUAUGCAAACAUGCAGAAUAUUUGAGGUGCAACAGAUCAAACACCCAUACCUUGCAAUGCACACAGACUCCACUUGGUUCUGCACGAUUUGUUUACGUUGGCCUUGUUUAUGUAAUAUGGAUUUUUGCAAAGUCACAUGCUUUCAUAAUGCCAUGUAUGUUGAUACCGUAAUUGCUUUCAAGUUAGCUGAAGCGUGUCAUCAAGUAAAUAUUUCUAGUAUAGUGGUUGUAUCUUCCCUGUUUAGGGUGAUAUGAAUUGAGUCUUAUUCAAAUGCAUAGAUACUGAAAAGGCAAGGUUAAUUAAAUAAUGACAGAGCCAUUUAUGCCCAUUUUAGUCACUGAUGACUUGUAAAUUCAAUGAGAUGAGUAUAUUGCUAGGCCCCAUGAUACAAAACUUAGUGACUGAUCUUAGCAUUGGUUUUAAGAUCGAUUACAUUGGUCAUUAUAUGUGCUUUUGCAAACAACUGUAUCUAUAAUAAUGAUAAUAAUAAUGGCAUAUUUACCCAGGGUAGCCACUUUAGUUACGAGAACUGUUCUCCCAGCGGGCCCUGCCAUUAUUAUUACCCCGGCUUAAAAAAACUGUAGAAUUAAAGUUUUCUUUUAGUGACCCAUAAUCUUAUGAUACAUUAUAUUUAAUAUGUUUCUUAUCAUGAAACAAAAUAAUCAUACCACAACUUUUUGUGGCUAUGACUUUAGUAUCAAUUGUUUAUGCUUUGCUUUGCUUAUGUUCAUGUAAAAGAACUAUAUUUUGUUUGCGGUUUAAAUAUGAUUGAAAUGCUACUGAACAAAAUGAAAUCUUGCCAGAAUGCCCUGAAUGAAGUAACAUUGUAAAACUUGAAUUAUCACAAACCAUCACUGUUGAAGCAGUAUUCACUAUUUUUUUUUUUUUGGGGGGGGGCAAUGGUAUAUAUAUUCAUGCAUCCUCUGAGUUCUCAAACAUUAUGUUAGCAAAGGCAAUUUUUCAUGGUUUUCUCCAUUGUGAAUUUGGGAAUAUUUCAUUAGGGUGAAUAUGGAAAGAAAUGGCUCAGUGUACAUGAGAUUUUGU